Sorghum bicolor (sorghum) is the source of this 1509-nucleotide messenger RNA. Its product is annotated as probable NAD(P)H dehydrogenase (quinone) FQR1-like 1. The coding region runs from base 429 to 1196 and encodes 255 amino acids. The record is from RefSeq and is a predicted model, not a curated record. Gene Ontology annotation, molecular function: FMN binding; NAD(P)H dehydrogenase (quinone) activity. The transcript has 2 exons. Lineage: Eukaryota; Viridiplantae; Streptophyta; Magnoliopsida; Poales; Poaceae.
ACUUAGCCCAUCCAAACCGAGGUGAACCAAACCUUCUGGGCUUCUACCCCUACACAUCUUCUUCCUUAAACAAAGCCAUUUUUUCCAUGACUCCAACGCCCCGCCUCACUCCCUGAGCUGGCACAUCUCCACUUCUGUCUCCUCACUCCUCCACCCCCACCACCGGCCCCGCCGAAUUCCAAGGUCUAUUCUUCUGCCCCUCCGCCGUUCCCGAGAUCGCAUUUUCCGAGUUCCUGAUCACGGAAAACCCCGGGAAUUCCUCCCUCAGAUCCGCGCUUUCCUCGGAGGCGUCGCUGAAUUGCGGGUUCUUUGCGCAGGUUUCCCGCGUGCGGCGGCGAGCGGGGCGGGACGGGGACGGGGGUUGGUUGGAUUGGAUCGGGGUAGGGACAGACUGAGCUGCCGCCCGUUGACUAGCCCGGCCGCCAGAGAUGGGCAAGGGCGGCGGCUGCGUCCCCAGCAAGAAGCGCCAGCCACCGGCCGCCGCGCCCUCGUCGUCGUCCGCCGAGGCCGCGGUGCCGCGCGAGGCGCCCGAGGAGGAGUUGGCCAAAGCGGCUUCGCCGACGCCCGCGGCGGCGGGGCGGAAGCUACGGCUGUACAUCGUGUUCUACUCGAUGUACGGGCACGUCGAGUCCCUGGCGCAGCGCGCGGCGGCCGGCGCCGGCGCGGUGGACGGCCUGGAGGCCGUGCUGCGGCGGGUCCCCGAGACGCUCCCGCCGGAGGUGCUGGAGAAGAUGCAGGCGCCGCCCAAGGACCCUGCUGUCCCCGUCAUCGCCUCGGCCGCCGAGCUGCAGGAGGCUGACGGAGUGUUGUUCGGCUUCCCGACGAGGUACGGCUCCAUGGCCGCGCAAAUGAAGGCAUUCUUUGACUCCACUGGGUCGCUCUGGGAGGCGCAGAAGCUCGCUGGGAAGCCCGCCGGGUUCUUCGUCAGCACCGGAACGCAGGGCGGGGGCCAGGAGACCACAGCUUGGACGGCCAUCACCCAGCUAGCGCACCAUGGAAUGCUUUUCGUCCCGAUUGGCUACACCUUUGGUUCAGGCAUGUUCAACAUGGAUGAUAUCAGAGGAGGCAGCCCCUAUGGUGCUGGCGUCUUUGCUGGCGAUGGCAGCAGACAACCCAGUGAGACAGAACUCGCCCUUGCAGAGCACCAGGGCAAGUACAUGGCCUCAAUAGUGAAGAAGCUAGCUCACCAUGCUUGAGCCAGCCACCCCUGUGCAGUAAAGGUCACACCGUCACCUUCCUCUAGCCCUUGGCUUCUCCUAUCGUUUCCGGAUAUAUCCGGCCCGUCGUAUAUGUGCACAGCUUGCCCUAUUGUUUGUCAAAGUAGCCACCCCUAAAUUAAGGUUCCUUUGUACAUUGUUGACAUAAACAUAUUGUUGUCCAUUUGAAUAAUAAGUGUCCCACAAAGUGUUCAUCAAUAAACAUCAUAUGUCAUAUUGGUUUUGGAAAGUUUGGUGUCUGUUUUGUUGCGCAGAACCGUUUUUAUACUAUAAAAGAAAGGCAUUUUUGUUC